Molecule: messenger RNA, 1277 nt
Organism: Cucurbita moschata (crookneck pumpkin)
Lineage: Eukaryota; Viridiplantae; Streptophyta; Magnoliopsida; Cucurbitales; Cucurbitaceae
Exons: 2
Coding region: 265-687 (140 amino acids)
Source: RefSeq, a predicted model, not a curated record
AUCCCUACUUGAUUUUUGCUUUUGAAAAUGGGAAAGGAAGGAAGAAACAAAAAUGAUGAAAACCUAGCCGCCUCACGCUUAUCCUCCGUCUUCCCGCCUGAUCCUCUUCUUCUUAAUAGUUCAGUCGCUCCGCCGUGCUCUCCGUCGCCCUCGGUGCCGCUUCCGUCCCUCCUUUACUCUCGCCUAUCCUACUGCGCUGUUCUGCAUCAUUUCGUUUUCGAUCUUCUACUCUAUUGGUUUUAGCUGAUCGAUCAUAUUAUACAAAUGCCUAAGAAGAAGUCUUCUAAAGCGCCUAAAGAGGUGAAAGAGAAGGUCAUCACAAAGGAGGAAAAAUCCAAUGCUGUGGUAAAAAAUGAAAAGCCCAAUUCUUCCAUAAAGGAGGAAAAGCCCCCUUCAGUAAAGAAACGCAGUGAAAUCGAUGAAAUUUUCGCUGGGAAGAAGAGAAAAAAACCGGAAGUUCAAGAGGCUAAGAAACCAAAACUAGAUGCAUUGGACAGACCGAUGAAGCUGAAGAACAAGAAAAGGGAUGAGACUCAGCCUAGAAAUGACUUUGUAGACCCACCAUCACAGGGUAGAAAGAAAACAGGGGAUGGACUAAAGAUUUACACAGAAGAGGAAUUGGGUAUUGGCAGUGCAGACGCAGGAGGCACCCCGCUUUGCCCAUUUGACUGUUCUUGUUGCUUCUAAACGUCUGUGUUCAAAUCCUUUUUUUCUUCUUCCUUCUUUUGAAGAUGUUGCUUAUCUGGUAAACUUCUGUAACAUCUUCAAAUUCUAUAAUUUAGAUUUUGCAAUUUUGAAGAUGGCUGAAGCAGUUUAUUUCUUUCCAUGUGGCUGGUGGUGGGUCUUAUCUGCUAUAGCAUCAGUUUUGUAGGAUAUGCCUUAAGAUCAUAAAUUAUGAAUUGCAUAUAGAAAAUAUGUUAUCUUGGGCGGUGGUGCAACAGUCCAUUGCUAGCAAAACUCUUCAAAGGCUUCCACACAAGGUCUCUCCUACUGGAUGUGGUCUGCCCAAAAUUCUUUAGCUCAUUAGGUAUGUCAUAUGGGAAAGAGAGGUUUCUACACCAGUUUCAUUCUACUCCAAUCUAUGUGGGAUGGCUGAUUCUUUUUAUUUGUAUACUCAUACAUGUUAUUACAAUAGAUUCAUAUGUUUACAAAUGCAUGUUACUAACUUAUUAUGAAUUGCUUGUCAAGGCAUUUACAAUUGUAUAGAUUGCUUGGACCUUGUGGUGUUAUCAAAGCUGUGAAGACUAAGAUUCAAAUACUGGGGAGAUAGCUUGAAA